Molecule: messenger RNA, 819 nt
Organism: Pestalotiopsis fici W106-1
Lineage: Eukaryota; Fungi; Ascomycota; Sordariomycetes; Amphisphaeriales; Sporocadaceae
Exons: 1
Coding region: 1-819 (272 amino acids)
Molecular function (GO): acetylpyruvate hydrolase activity
Source: RefSeq, a predicted model, not a curated record
AUGCCAGUUGGCGCAGCACUUGCCCUCUCUCAACCAGUGACGGUCAGAACCAGCUCGGCCCAAUCUGUGCUUGAUCUGUCGGCCGAGGCGACGGGCGAGAUUCGAACGAUUGGCAAGCUGCUGCCACCUCUGAGCAGCGAGGAAGUCGGUACCAUCCGGUGCAUCGGGCUCAAUUACCGCAACCACGCGCGGGAGAUGAAUCUGGAGCUCCCGGACCACCCGACCUUGUUCUUCAAGCCGGCAACCUGCUUGGGCGCGCCCAACGCACCUCUAGUAAUCCCCCAGCAAGCCACAGACAGCCAGGCCGAUUACGAAGCCGAGCUGGCCGUUGUCAUUGGCAAAUCGGCCCGCAACGUCCCCGUGGACCGCGCCCUUGACCACGUGCUGGGCUACCUCUGCUCCAACGACGUGACGGCACGCAAGCACCAGUUCCACGGCGCGCAGUGGGGUUUUGGUAAAGGUUUCGACGGCUUUGCGCCCAUGGGCCCUUGUCUGGUCUCGCCGCGGCGGGUGCCCGACCCAAGCGUCUUGAAGCUACGGACCACGCUCAACGGCGAGGUCAUGCAAGAGGGGGCUGCCGACGACAUGAUUUUUAGUAUUGCCGAAAUCAUUGCCUACUUAUCCCAGGGUACCACGCUGGCACCAGGCACUGUCAUAAUGACGGGUACUCCCCACGGCAUCGGUGUUAGCAAGAACCCGCCCGUCUUUCUCAAGCCCGACGACGACGUCAGAAUCGUUAUCAGCCACGGAUUGGGCAGCCUGGUUAAUCGCGUCGUGUAUGAGGAGACUUCUGGUUCGCUCAAGAAUGGUACGGUAUAA